AUGAGCAGCACCGAGGAGACAAAGAAGGCUCGCAGCCGCGUCUUCUUUGACGUUACCAUCGGAGGAAAGCCCGCCGGCCGCAUCACAUUCGAGCUUUACGAUGACAUUGUGCCCAAGACGGCCGAGAACUUCCGCGCUCUCUGCACGGGCGAGAAGGGUAUCGGCAAGGCCGGUAAACCUUUGCACUACAAGGGGUCACUAUUCCACCGCAUCAUCAAGCAGUUCAUGAUCCAGGGUGGUGACUUCACGGCCGGCAAUGGCACAGGCGGCGAGUCCAUCUAUGGUGCCAAGUUUGAGGAUGAGAACUUUGAGCUGAAGCACGACCGUCCUUUCUUGCUGUCCAUGGCUAAUGCUGGUCCCGGUACAAACGGUUCCCAAUUCUUCAUUACUACUGUGCCAACACCACAUCUCGAUGGAAAGCAUGUCGUUUUUGGAGAGGUCCUCAGCGGCAAGUCCGUCGUCCGUCAACUCGAAAACCUCACCACUCAAGCCGACAAGCCCACGAAAGAUGCCGUCAUCGCCGACUGCGGCGAGCUCUCCGGCUCCGAAGCCAUCACCGCCGACACCAAGACCGCCGACGCCUAUGGUGAUGAGUACGAAGAUUUCCCCGAAGACCAAGUUAGUGGCAGCGAAACUCUUUCCGCCACUCAAAUCCUCAAAAUCGCCAGCGACUGCAAGGAGUUUGGCAACAAGGCUUUCAAGGGUGGCGACUUGAGCGUGGCCCUGGACAAAUACCAAAAGGGCUUGCGCUACCUGAACGAGGACCCCGAUCUGGACAACGAAUCCGAUGAGACCAAGUCCAGGCUCAGCACUUUGCGCAUCUCGCUCAACACCAACGCGGCGCUCAUGAAUUUCAAGCUGGAGGCGUGGGAUGACACGGUUCGUUCUGCAAACGGUGCUCUUGCCGUGGCUGGCAUCUCAGGCAAGGAGAAGGCAAAGGCUCUCUACCACCGCGGACGUGCUCAGUUGCGUCUCAAGGACGAGGAUGCUGCUCUGGAGAGUUUGGGAGAGGCUCAAAAGGUUGACCCGGAGAACGCGGCUGUCGCGAAGGAGCUGGCCGAGGUCAAGAAGGCGGCUGCUGCGAGACGCGCCAAGGAGAAGGCGGCGUACAAGAAGUUCUUUAGCUGAACGGGGCAUGGAAAGAUGAUUGAGUUAUGACUUUGCAAGCGAUUUCUGACACAUACAGGGUAGCCAGGUACCUUUUUCACACAUUGUUUCUCUCUUCCUGGAUGGGGUUUCAUGGCGUCAAAACUCGCAAUGGGAAGAAAACUAGUGGAGGGGUUCGCAGUAAUGUUCACGCAUACCCAACAUAAGCGAAGGGACACUAGGUCUUUUCAUCAAUACUAGGAUUGACUUUCUCUUUUCGUUCAUCCGAUUCCAGAGCUAAUACUGAGAGUUGAUGUGUUAUCCUGC
Podospora pseudopauciseta is the source of this 1413-nucleotide messenger RNA. RefSeq names its product cytochrome P450 monooxygenase 41 (gene CYP41). Gene Ontology annotation, biological process: protein folding; protein peptidyl-prolyl isomerization. Gene Ontology annotation, molecular function: peptidyl-prolyl cis-trans isomerase activity; protein binding. The record is from RefSeq and is a predicted model, not a curated record. The coding region runs from base 1 to 1128 and encodes 375 amino acids. Lineage: Eukaryota; Fungi; Ascomycota; Sordariomycetes; Sordariales; Podosporaceae. The transcript has 2 exons.